Molecule: messenger RNA, 6009 nt
Organism: Hemiscyllium ocellatum (epaulette shark)
Lineage: Eukaryota; Metazoa; Chordata; Chondrichthyes; Orectolobiformes; Hemiscylliidae
Product: zinc finger protein 239-like
Exons: 2
Coding region: 532-1509 (325 amino acids)
Biological process (GO): regulation of transcription by RNA polymerase II
Molecular function (GO): DNA-binding transcription factor activity; RNA polymerase II cis-regulatory region sequence-specific DNA binding
Source: RefSeq, a predicted model, not a curated record
UGGGCAGUGAGUUUCUGAAGUUGCUGUUGUUCCUCUCUCUCUCUUUGAAUGAACUUCACCCCAGACUGCAACUCUGCCCAACAUCUACUAUCUGAAGAGGGAAGUUUCAAAAUCAACAACUUAUGCUUGACUCUCCUGCUCCUUGGAUGCUGCCUGACCUGCUGUGUUUUUCCAGCACGACACUUUUCGACUCUGAUCUCCAGCAUCUGCAGUCAUCAUUUUCACAUCAAUGUCUGACAGUCACUCAAUCCAUCGGGACAGCAACGAUUUUUGACUAUGAUUCUGUGAGAAGGAGCAAUGCCUUUUGGUUCCUGUUUCAUAACGUUUUCUGCUUCAGUGGGAAUGGAUGAGAGACCCUACUGUUGCAGUGCACCGAGUGUGGAGCCAGAAACAGUUAUACGGCCUGGAAAGAGGAAUUCACACCGGGGAGGGGCUGUACACACGUUUGUGUGUGGCUGAAGCUUCAGCCAUGGAGAAACCCGAGGAAUCCUGCCCCAUGGAGAAACCGUGGAAGUGUGGUGACUGUGGGAAAUGCUUCAGUUUCCUGUCUGCCCUGGAGACUCAUCGGCGCAGCCACACCGGGGAGAGGCCAUUCCCCUGCCCAGAGUGCGGGAAGGGUUUUACCCGCUCCUCCAACCUGAUGGCCCAUUGCGGAUCCACACAGCGGAGAGUCCGUUCUCCUGCCCCGAGUGUGAGAAGAGCUUUGCCCAGGCCUCUACCCUCAUGGCCCACCAGCGGGUCCACACUGCGGUGAGAGCCUUCCCCUGCCCUGAGUGCGGGAAGGCCUUCAGCAAAUCCUCCAACCUGCUGACCCACCGGCGGCUCCGCACUGGGGAGAGGCCCUUCAGCUAUCCUGAGUGUGGGAAGGCCUUCAGCAAUUCACCCGCCCUGCUGAGGCACCAGUGGAUCCACACCGGGGAGAGGCCAUUCUCCUGCCCUGAGUGUGGGAAGAACUUUACCCGCUCCUCCCACCUGCUGACCCACCGGCGGGUCCACACGGGGGAGAGGCCCUUCAGCUGCCCUGAGUGUGGGAAGUCCUUCGAUAAUUCCUCUGCCCUGCUGAGGCACCAGCACGUCCACACCGGGGAGAGGCCAUUCCUCUGCCCUGAGUGUGGGAAGGGCUUUAAACGCUCCUCUGACAUGCUGGACCACCAGUGGGUCCACACGGGGGAGAGACCGUUCAGCUGCCCUGAGUGCGGGAAGGGCUUUACCCAGGCCUCCAACCUGCUGAGGCACCAGCGGGUCCACACUGGGGAGAGGCCGUUUGCCUGCCCCAAGUGCGGGCAGAGGUUCACAUCGUCCAGUAACUUACAGAAACACCAGAGGGGGCACCAGCAGAUUCCGUCGGCGACGCUGAUGUGGGUCACCCCCAGGACUGAACCUCCUGCCCGCUCUGACAGUGGGUGCAGUGGGAGCGUCAGUGAGCUCUCUUUGUUUUCUGCUAGACAGCACCCACACACCCCUCCCAUCUUCCCCCAACCCCAGGUUGGCUCAUGGGCGGCACAGUAGCUCAGUGAUUAGUGCCACUGCAUCAUAUCGCCAGGGACUGGGGUUCGAUUCCACCCUCAGGGUGACUGUCUUUGUGGUGUUUGCACAUUCUCCCCCCAUGUCUGCAAGGGUUUCCCCUUGAUGCUCCCACAAUCCAAACAUGAGCAAGUGAAUUAGCCAAGCUAAAUUGUCCCAGAGUGUUCAGGGAUGUGUAGGUGCAGUGUAUUGUUUAGGGAGUAAUGUAGAUUAAUGGGGUAGGGGAAUGGGUCUGGGUGGGUUACUCUUCAGAGGGUCAGUGUGGACUUCUUGGGUUGAAGGGCCUGUUUCCCUGUAGGAUUCUGAGAGCUUUGCUUGCAGUGCUGCUCACUGAGCCCGGGACUGCACGUUCCCAUUGAAUUGAUCCGCACAAACCUCAGAUGGCAUCCAAACCAAUGUACCAAACUGAAGGGGUAGCCAUGGGCACCCGCAUGGGUCCAAGCUAUGCCUGCCUCUUUGUCGGGUACGUGGAACAGUCCAUUUUCCUCAGCUACACCUGUUCCUCCAGUACAUCGACGACCAUAUUGGUGCCACUUCAUGGUCUCACAAGGAGUUUGAACAGUUCGUCAUCUUUAUCAACACCUUUCACCCCGACCUCAAAUUCACCUGGACCAUCUCCCUUUCCAGGACCUCAUAGAACAUAGAACAAUACAGCAAGAACAGGCCCUUCGGCCCACGAUGUUGUGCCGAACAUCUAUCCUAGAUUAAGCACCCAUCCAUGUACCUAUCCAAUUGCCACUUAAAGGUCGCCAAUGAUUCUGACUCUGCCACUCCCACGGGCAGCGCAUUCCAUGCCCCCACCACUCUCUGGGUAAAGAACCCACCCCUGACAUCUCCCCUAUACCUUCCACCCUUCACCUUAAAUUUAUGUCCCCUUGUAAUACUCUGUUGUACCCGGGGAAAAAGUUUCUGACUGUCUACUCUAUCUAUUCCUCUGAUCAUCUUAUAAACCUCUAUCAAGUCACCCCUCAUCCUUCGCCGUUCCAACGAGAAAAGGCCGAGAACUCUCAACCUAUCCUCGUACGAUCUAUUCUCCAUUCCAGGCAACAUCCUGGUAAAUCUUCUCUGCACCCUCUCCAAAGUUUCCACAUCUUUCCUAAAGUGAGGCGACUAGAACUGCACACAGUACUUCAAGUGUGGCCUAACCAAAGUCCUGUACAGCUGCAACAUCACUUCACGACUCUUGAAUUCAAUCCCUCUGCUAAUGAACGCUAAUACACCAUAAGCCUUCUUACAAGCUCUAUCCACCUGAGUGGCAACUUUCAAAGAUCUAUGUACAUAGACCCCAAGAUCCCUCUGUUCCUCCACCUGACUAAGAACCCUACCGUUAACCCUGUAUUCCGCAUUCUUAUUUGUUCUUCCAUAAUGGACAACCACAUAUUUGACAGGGUUGAACUCCAUCUGCCACUCCUCAGCCCAGCUCUGCAUCAUAUCUAAGUCCCUUUGCAAACUACAACAGCCCUCCUCACUGUCCACAACUCCACCAAUCUUCGUAUCAUCUGCAAAUUUACUGACCCACCCUUUGACUCCCUCAUCCAAGUCAUUAAUAAAAAUUACAAACAGCAGAGGACCCAGAACUGAUCCCUGUGGAACUCCACUUGUAACUGGGCUCUCCAUCUCUGUCUACCAACUAACCAUGGACAUCUUCUACAAGCCCACCAAUUCCCACAGCUACCUUGAUUACGCCUCCUCCUACCCCACCUCCUGUAAAAAUUCAAUCCCUUAUUCCCAAUUCCUCUGCCGCAUCUGUUCCCAGGAUGACCAAUUCCACUGUAGAAAAUCCCAGAGGGCCUCCUCCUUCCAAGUUCGCUAUUUCUCUUCCCACGUGGUCGACAAUGCCCUCCAGCACAUCUCCUGCACAUCCUACAACACUGCCCUUGAACCCCACCCCUCCCAACGCAACAAGGACAGAACCCACCACCCACCGUCCUCACCUUCCACCCCACCCGCCUCCGGAUACAUCACAUCAGCCUCUGCUAUCUACAAACAGAACCCACCACCAGGUAUAUUUUUCUCUCCCCACCCCUACCUGCGUUCCAGAGAGGCCAUUUCCUCAUCAGGUCCAUGCACCCACACCAGCCCUACUCCCACCACACCCUACUCCCGGCCCCUUCCCCACCACCACAGGAAGUGUAAAACCUGCACCCAUACCACUCCUCUCACCUCCAUCCAAGGCCCCAAAGGAUCCUUCCACAUCUGACAGAAAUUUACCUGGACCUCCACCAGUGUCAUCCACUGUAUCCAUUGCAUCCAAUGUGGUCUUCUCUACAUCGGAGAGACGGGACGCCAACUUGUGGAUUGUUCCAGAGAACCACUCUGGGACACCCACAAACCCCACCGCCCUGUGGCUGAACACCUCAACUCCCCUCCCAUUGCAUCAAGAUCAUUGAGGUCCUGGGCUGUCUCCAUCGCCAAACCCUUACCACCUGACGCCUGAAGGAAGAACACCUCUUAUUCUACCUUGAGACCCUGCAACCACAUGGGAUCAAUGUGGAAUUCAAAAGUUUCCUCAUGUAUCCUGCUACUCUUCCCCCACACCCUUAUCACAGCCCCAAGCCUCCACUCGGCAGCGCCCUCCUGACCUAUCCAUCACCUUUCCCAUCUAUCCGCCCCACCUUCCUCUCCGACCAAUCAUCUUCAUCUGCUUAUCGCAUUUUCAGCUCCCUUCUCCCCAACACCACCCCCCGCCUCCAUUUAUCUCUCAGGCCUUCCAGCCCACAAGCCUCAUUGCUGAUGAAGGGUUUAUGCCCUAAACAUCAAUUCUCCUGCUCCUUGGAUGCUGCCUAACCUGCUGUGCUUUUCCAGCACCACACUCUCGACUCUGUCCACCUAUUUUGUCAGAGAUAUAGGACCUGCUCCAAACUGAUCCACAGUCCAGUUGAUGGGACAGGAAACCACUUCCUUUCUCGAGACAAGUCUCGCAAAGAGAAUUUGCUGGCUAACUGAUGUACUGAACUUCAUAGUGCCCCCCUGCUCUCAGUUACCUGGAAGGGGUCCACACAUGUGCCUAAGGUGGUGCUCGAGACCUUUAAUAUCUCUUUGGGAUUGAUCCCCGUUCAUUUGAGGCUGUGCAGUCAUACAGCCUGGAAACAGACCGUUCAGUCCAUGAUCCCCAACUAAACUAGUCCCACCUGCCUGCUCCUGGCCCCUAUUCGAUAGUCAUAGUCAUAAGAGAUGCACAGGACGGAAACAAACCAUUUAAUCCAACUCAUCCAUGCUGACCAGAUAUCCUAAUCUAAUCUUACUGAAGGAUGCAGGAUUAAGAGUUCUCUUUGGCAAGAGACCUUAACAAGCUGUAGUAAUGGACUCAAAGUAUGCGAUCCUAUUUCAUCUCAUAUUUUAGAGACAUGGUAACUAGAUUUAGCCUGUCUACAAUAAUAUAUAAAGAGGAGGGGAUCGUAACACAAGGUAAUGUAAAAAUGGAUAAGGAAUGGAAGGGGUGGGGAGAAUGCUGGAUAAAAUACAGUGAAAUGGGGGAUUUCAUUCUAACCUAAUUUAAAGCUAUGUAUGAAAAUAUAGAGACUGCAAUACUGAACAUGACAGUAAAAUGUCCCUUUCAUAAAGAAGCAUGUGCAAGAAAUGAGACAGAGAUACAUAAAAUCCCUACAGUGCAGAAAGAGGCCAUUUGUCCCAUUGAGCCUGCACUGACACACCAAAGAGCAUCCCAUCCAGGAUCAUCCCAUUCUCCUGCAUUUACCAUGACUAACCUACACAUCACAGAGCAAUUUCACAUGGUCAAUCCACCUAACCUGCACAUCCUUGGACUGUGGAAGGAAACCCAUGCAGACAGGGAGAACAUGCAAACUCCACACAGACACUCACCUGAGGCUGGAAUUGAACCUGGGUCCCUCGUGCUGUGAGGUAGCAAUUGCAAGCACUGUAUAACCCCAAUGUGAUAGAAAAUUUGAACAAAUGCUCUAAACUGCAAAUUUGUCCAUGUGAAGAACUUACUGCAAAUGAUUUGAAGCAAGAAUCCAUAUGAAUUGUGUUUUGGGAGAGAUCCAGAAUGUAUUUCGUUAAUGAUUUAAAAUCUUCGACCUUUGGAAUAGUCUGCAAGAGAGUGUUGGAGUCAGAUUCAAUUAUGGCAUUCAGAAGAGAGUUAGAUCAUUAAACUGAAAUGGAAAGUAAUCAGUGUUUGGUGAAGAGUAGUACUGGAUACUGUGGUGAUUAUAAUUAGGUCAGUCAGGUGAGUUCCUUUAUUGGGGGUGUUCACCUGCUCUUCUUAACAUUUCACUUCAAUAACCUUUAGAUUCCCAAUAUCUGUAGGGCGCUUUCUCUGUUCAAGUGUCGACUCGAGUGAUUUAGUGUCAAAUUUUGUUUAUGAAUUGUUCCUCUGAUAUCUCAUGAGAGGGGUUAUGAUAUUAACAGUGGUAUCGAAAUAGUUGUGGGUUAUAAUGUGCCGAAGUAAGAGAGAAUAGACUGACCAACCUUAAAUAUUCAUUUUUAAACCAUGGAAAUAAAAUUAAUGUUUGGAAGAUAUCCAAC